Molecule: messenger RNA, 2559 nt
Organism: Phyllotreta striolata
Lineage: Eukaryota; Metazoa; Arthropoda; Insecta; Coleoptera; Chrysomelidae
Source: the annotation of a GenBank genome assembly
AUGGCCCCAGAUAACCGGUACACCUCAGGUAGAAGACUUAUACUAUCGAUCUUAUAUCUACAAGUUAUUUGUCUUCAAUUUACCAACGAGUGCGAUCAGACGUUCGUGAGUCGACCGGGCGGUCCGAUGAACGGGACGUUUCGUUCGCCGGAAUUCGAAAAUCCGCGCGGCCAUUCGAGGAACUGCGUUUACAUCUUCCUCGCCGGACCGGGCCAAAGGGUCCAGGUGACCUUCGUCAAUUUCAAUCUGAGAGGUUGCUGUCUGCACAGUGGAGCCGCUGUCGGAGAUCUCCCUGCCUGCGUGCACGAGUACAUGGACGUGUACGCCGAGGUCCAGCAGCCCAAUCCAGCCGAGCUGGUGAACACGCCCUUCGGAGGCCGCUACUGCGGUCCCAUACCGCCCCGCCGGCGGGUCUCCCUCUACCGGGCCAUGGCCCUCUCCUAUCACACCGACAAGAACGUCUCCACCGACGAUCUCUUCGUCGGCAAGUACGAAUUCAUCAACGACACGGAGUACGAGAUAGGAACGCCGCAGGCGGGCGGGCCGUGCAAUUUCCUGGUGAAAGGGGCGGUGAAGCACACGGGGUCGAUACUGUCGCCGACGUAUCCGGGCGCCUACCCCAAGGCGUUGCACUGCACCUAUCAGUUCCUCGGCGCGCCCGGCGAACGGAUCAGAUUGGAGUUCAGGGAUUUCGAUUUGUUCUUCGGCGGGCCUCAUUGUCCUUUCGAUUUCGUGAAAGUGUACGACGGUCCCGACAAUAGUUCGGCUGUGAUCGGAACCUACUGCGGCCAACAACGUAAUUUAGUCAUUUAUUCGUCGGAGUCUUCGCUGCUCGUCGCAUUCGUCACCCUCCCACGCACUGCCAAUACUCAGAAUCGAGGUUUCAAAGGGAUUUUCGAAUUUUCCAAUUCCUUCACGAAAUUAGAUUUUAUAAGUAAAAACGACGGGGAGCACAUCAGAGGCACCGAGUGCGACCAAAAGAUCCUCAGCAAAAAGGAAUCCACCGGCCUGGUGUUCAGCCCGAACUACCCGUUCCUCUACAUGCCCAAGCUGGUCUGCAGGUACUUCAUCUACGGCCUGCAGGACGCCCAGCACCUGGAGCGCGUCCGCUUGGAGUUCAUGAUGUUCGAGGUGCCCAAAGGGCCCAAAGGAGAUUGCUCGGAUGGUUAUCUGAAGAUAUACCUGAAAGGGCAGGAAACGACCGAUUCGUACGAUAAAUUCGAUUACGAAAUGUGCGGGGACGACGGCAAACCGACGGUAGUCGUUUCCGAUGGUCCCAGAUUGGUGAUGGUCUUCAGCAGUGGUGAAUUAAUGGGUCGCGGUUUCAAGGCCAACUACACUUUUGAGACUGAAUAUAAAAUACCCGGUACGGCCGCCCCAGAUGGUUCCUGCUCGUUCACCUAUUUGAGCACCAGCAAGAAGAGAGGGGAGUUCAAUUCGCCCCGCUAUCCCUCUAACUAUCCCAGCGACACGAAUUGCACCUAUCUCUUCCUAGCCACCAAUAACGAACAGGUCUCUUUGGUCUUCGACAAUUUCAAAAUUCGCGCCGACACCGUCAACGCCACCAUUGGUUCCUAUGGAACCACCAUUUGCCAGGAAGAUUGGGUGGAAAUCUUCAACGUGUACCGCAACGGCGUCGAGACGAAGAUCGGCCGGUACUGUCACAUGUCGGCGCCGGGCCCCAUCGAAUCCCCCUUGGGCUCGGCCGGCCUGAAGCUGGUCCUGCACUCCGACUCGGAGGGCGUCUACAGCGGCUUCAGGGCGCGCUACAGCUUCGAAACGGCCAAAUCGAUAUUCGGCGAUUGCGGCGGCAACGUCAGCAGCCUCGAUUCGGGCGAGAUCAACACGCCCAACUUCCCCAAGGACUACGAGGCGCCGCCCAAGGACCAGGCGUCGAAGAGCUGCAAUUGGUUCGUCAACGUGCGGCCCGCCUACAAGGUGCUGCUGGUCUUCGAGAAGUUCGCCAUCGAAGGCGAUCCGUUGAACAGGGGCUGUCCGGCGGCGGUGCUGCGCCUCUGGAACGACGUCAAUUCGACGCCGGUCGAAUUGUGCGGCGAGAAGGCGGCCGACGACAGGUCCUGGCAGUACGUUUCGACCACCAGCAGCAUGAGAUUCAGCUUCAUAACGGCCGACAAGGCGGUGGGUGCGCAGGGUUUCAGGGCCUACUGGACGGAGGUGCUCGACGGGCCCAGCUGCGACGAGUUCCAGUGCACCAGGUCGGGUUUCUGCAUACCGGAGAAGCUGCGCUGCAACCGGAUCAACAAUUGCGGCUCCGACGACGAUUCCGACGAGGAGAACUGCGCCGCCGACGAGGUGCCGCAGGAAUCGUUCCGGCUGUCGUACGCCUGCAUCGCGGGCGUCGCGGUGCUGUGCGCCGUCCUCCUGUGCGUCGUCUGCCACCGGAAGCGGAGGAGGCGCGGUCGUCGCGCCGCCGCCGCCGCCGCCGCCGCCCUCCGUCGGCCUGUCUACGUGCCGCCGGUGCCGGGCACGUCGCGCCAGCCGCCCAUCCACUUCUGCGAGGAGCUCGGGGAGCGGUUCGCCUCCGUCGAUAGCGUCUGA